AUGGCAAAAGAAUGUGGCAGCUCAGAACAUAGUGGCCAGGAAGCAGAGAAAUGGGAAGAGGCUGCAAGGAAGACAUUACAAAAAUUACCAAAGUAUAUUCUUUUAGAAAAUGUUAAAGGUUUUGAAAUGUCUUCUACCAGAGACAUGUUGAUACAAACAAUAGAAAAUUGUGGCUUUCAGUACCAAGAAUUUCUGUUAUCUCCAACCUCUCUUGGUAUUCCAAAUUCAAGGCUAAGGUAUUUCCUUAUUGCAAAGCUUCAGUCAGAGCCAUUACCUUUUCAAGCUCCUGGUCAGGUACUGAUGGAGUUUCCCAAAACUGAAUAUGAGUAUCCACAAAAAUGUGCAGUGGACGCAGAAAAUAAAAUUAAAAUAAAGGAAACAGAACCCAAUAUUUGCUUUGAUAGCAGUAUGGAAUGUUCUGGAAAAGAUGCCAUUCUUUUUAAACUUGAAACUGUAGAAGAAAUUAAAAGAAAACAUCAACAGGACAGUGAUCUCUCUGUGCAAAUGUUAAAAGAUUUUCUUGAAGAUGAUAUUGACAUCAGUCAGUACAUUUUACCCUCGAAGUCAUUGCUUCGAUAUGCUCUUUUAUUAGAUAUUGUUAAGCCCACUUGCAGAAGGUCCACAUGCUUUACCAAAGGUUAUGGAAGCUACAUAGAAGGGACAGGAUCUGUGUUACAGACGGCAGAGGAUGUGCAGAUUGAGAGUAUCUACAAAUCCCUUGGCAAUUUGCCACAAGAAGAAAAGAUAACAAAGUUGUCAAUGCUUAAACUGCGAUAUUUUACUCCUAAAGAAAUAGCAAAUCUCCUUGGAUUUCCUCCAGAGUUUGGAUUUCCUGAGAAGAUAACAGUGAAACAGUGUUACCGUCUACUUGGAAAUAGUCUCAAUGUGCAUGUAGUAGCUAAGCUGAUCAAAAUCCUUUGUAAAUAAUUUUGAAAUAGGACUGGGGAUAUGGCUCAAGCAGUAGCGCACUUGCCUGGCAUGCGUGCGGCCUGGGUUCGAUCCUCAGCACCACAUACAAAGAUGUUGUGUCUGCCGAAAACUAAAAAAUAAAAAUACUAAAAAAUAAAUAUUAAAAAAAAUUCUCUAAAAAAAAAAAUUUUUGAAAUAACUCUGGAAAAGGAUCAUGAUAUUCUUUCAUGCCCAGAUUAUAAUUCUUAAAUUCUAUUUUGAUGUAAUUUUGA
Molecule: messenger RNA, 1181 nt
Organism: Ictidomys tridecemlineatus (thirteen-lined ground squirrel)
Lineage: Eukaryota; Metazoa; Chordata; Mammalia; Rodentia; Sciuridae
Source: RefSeq, a predicted model, not a curated record